AUGCAGCUGAACAAUAAUGUCACCGAGUUCAUUCUGCUUGGGCUGACACAAGACUCUGUUAGGAAGAAAAUAGUGUUUGUGACUUUCUCACUUUUGUAUUUUGGAACAUUGCUGGGUAACCUGCUAAUCAUUGCUACCAUCAAGACCAGUCAGAUGCUCAGGAGCCCAAUGUACUUCUUCCUCUUCUAUUUAUCCUUGUCUGACACCUGCCUCUCUACUUGCACGGCCCCUAGAGCUAUUGUGGGCUCCCUUUUGAAGAAGACCGUGAUUUCCUUCAGUGAGUGCCUAAUCCAAGUCUUCUCCUUGCAUUUGUUUGGCUGCCUGGAGAUCUUCAUCCUGAUCCUCAUGGCCGUGGACCACUACGUGGCCAUCUGUAAGCCUCUGCACUACAUGACCAUCAUGAGCCGUAGGGUCUGUGCAGUGUUGAUGGCUGUGGCCUGGGUGGGGUCCUGUGUGCAUUCCUUAGCUCAGAUUUUCCUGGCCUUGAGCCUGCCUUACUGUGGUCCCAACGUGACCGAUCACUAUUUCUGUGACCUGGAGCCCCUGUUGGAACUCGCCUGUGCAGACACCUACGUGGUCAACCUGCUGCUGGUGUCCAAUAGUGGGGCCAUUUGUUCAGUGAGCUUUGUCUUGCUGAUGUUCAACUAUGUUGUCAUCCUGCAUUCUCUCAGAAACCACAGUGCUGAAGGGAGGAGAAAAGCCCUCUCCACCUGCAUCUCCCAUAUCACCGUGGUCGUCUUGUUCUUUGGACCCUGCAUAUUUAUCUACACACGCCCUGCCACCACCCUCCCCAUGGAUAAGAUGAUAGCUGUGUUUUACACGGUUGGGACACCUCUGCUCAACCCUCUGAUUUACACACUGAGGAAUGCAGAAGUGAAAAAUGCCAUGAGGAAAUUGUGGAGCAAGAAAGUCAUCUCGGAUGACUUAAAAUGA
Molecule: messenger RNA, 933 nt
Organism: Fukomys damarensis (Damara mole-rat)
Lineage: Eukaryota; Metazoa; Chordata; Mammalia; Rodentia; Bathyergidae
Product: olfactory receptor 4C16
Exons: 1
Coding region: 1-933 (310 amino acids)
Biological process (GO): G protein-coupled receptor signaling pathway
Cellular component (GO): membrane
Molecular function (GO): G protein-coupled receptor activity; olfactory receptor activity
Source: RefSeq, a predicted model, not a curated record